This is a messenger RNA of Meloidogyne enterolobii, 1121 nucleotides long. Lineage: Eukaryota; Metazoa; Nematoda; Chromadorea; Rhabditida; Meloidogynidae. The record is from the annotation of a GenBank genome assembly.
UUUUUAAAUUCAAAAAUCUCUAAAAAAAUCUCAAAAAUUUGCAAAAAAUUUCUCACAACCCUCACUUCCCCAUUUUCAAGCUCCUAUACAUCCCCUGCAUGUACUCACUAUGGAAACAACAGAAAGACGGCAAUCCCUGCUACAGAAUUUUAUUAUAUUGUGGCGUUAUGGACUUUGGAAUUCUCUGGAGCUUAGGAAUACUUGCCCCAAUACUUGCUUUGAAUGGUUCUGUUUAUUGCACAAACCCUUUAAUUACUUUUAUUACUGGAGCAACUAAUGACUUCUUCUAUUCAUGUGAAAUGUCAGCAAGUACUUUACUUGCCUUGAAUCGUUGUAUGGAUAUUCUAUGUUCUGAAUUAACACAAAUACUUUUUGAAGGUAAUAGAGUUUGGAUAUGGCUUGGUGCAACUACAAUUUAUGGCUUGUAUUGGCUAUUUUUUGUGAACCCCAGCCUAUUCAACAGUAUCUACUUUGCCUACUUUUUUAAUCCCUAUCAAGGCUAUAUUGCUGCUGAUGAAUAUCACCCAUUAACUCACACACUUCAUGAUUGGAUUAUUGGAGGUUCCGUUCCCGUAAUUUACAUUCUCUUUCUUAUUGGAAUUCGAUGGAAAAUGCGUGGGGCAGUUGGGGGUUUGGGGAUUACAAAACUUCAAAUGAUGGUUCCUCCAAAAUAUUUAUUCAAAAAUUUAUUUCCCUCUCUCUAGAGCUUUAUUCAAGUAUUAAUUCUAAGUUUUAUUCAUUUGGUUGGUUGUUCCCUCUAUGUUUUAAUGCAAAUGAUACCCGUAACUGAAUCACUUAUUAUACUUGCUGAAUUUGUUUGGUUCAUAAAUCAUGGCAAGUUUCUUCUACUAUUUUUUCUCUUACUUUUUUAAUCCACAAUCUUCUCUCUCCAAAACUUGAAACUAUAAGGCUGUUGGUGACCGGUUAAUCCUUGCCUGUAGCAGCGUCCUUAAAAAUUCCCCUAUCCAAUUUAACUGCUCCCACAGGAUACAAUUAACCGGACACCAUCAACCCCUACUUAAAAUUUCCUCUAAUUUAUUUUUUCAGGUAUUUCUCCAUUCAUUUUUCUUUGUAUUAACCGAACAAUUCGAAAUGACUGCAUUCUACUCUUUUACAAGUUU